Lichtheimia ornata is the source of this 1164-nucleotide messenger RNA. RefSeq lists its product as uncharacterized. The coding region runs from base 1 to 1164 and encodes 387 amino acids. The record is from RefSeq and is a predicted model, not a curated record. The transcript is spliced from 4 exons. Lineage: Eukaryota; Fungi; Mucoromycota; Mucoromycetes; Mucorales; Lichtheimiaceae.
AUGGGCAAGAGCAAAAAGAACAACACAGAUGAAAGCGCCCUUCAAAUGGCACGCUGGUCGGGUUCAGCUUAUUCAACAGCCCAAUUCUCUCUUGCAUCUCCACCUCCAGAACUCCCCAACAAGAAGAUUCUCGGCUUUGGAUCAUCUGGACAAGCCAAACCCAUCAUGGUGGAUGACCCAUUACCUAUCAUUGAACACGAUGAUCUUAAACAAGGUUCGCUUUACAUUAUAAAGAUCAGGAACGUGUGCGUUGCUUUGUUUGAAGGCUGGGACGAUGACAUGUGUUGCUUCUCGGUGCUGCGCUCCGAAGCAACGCCCAUGCGUUGGUCAGAAGCUAGGUAUAUCCCGGGAGAUUUUGAUGCAUAUGAUGCAUUCGAUGAUGCUGGUAAUCCACCAGUACACUUGUGGAGCCGUCAACUACGUGUACAAGUCCCAAUCAAUUGGUUUUCCAUUUUUGAAGAAGCACGCCGCAAGCAGCGUCAAUGGGUUGAAGAACAAAACCAAGAAGAGUUUUAUUAUGCUGCUGAUGAACGACAUGCUCCUCAUCAACACGAGCCUGUUACACCACCUGCCACCGACAAGUCAAGUGGAGGAGAAAAGUCACCCAAUGGCUCUCAAAAUAACGAUGACAUUGAUGACGAUGAUAGUGAUAAAGAUUCUCAGCAGGCAGCUGAUGAUGCCAAACAAGAUGACAAAGACAAGGUUGACAAGGUUGACAAGGAACCUAUCGUUGAUGGUACUGAAAGUGGCGUCAACAACGAGGCUGCUGUACCACCAACAUCCAAAACCACUACCAACGGGAACUCUGUUCCGACAUCUUUGAAGAAGCAAAGCACUGAGCAAACCGACAAGCGUCAUACCAAAGACCUUGACACUCCUACCGUCUCACGAUCCAACACAGCACCACAUCUUGCCAAACAACAACCACAAUCCCCACCCAAACCAAAAUACCAAGCAGCACCCUCUUCUGCAACCACUGCCACCAACAACAACGACGACUUUAGCUUUCCACAUAAUGGCGAUCAAUUUGCCAUUCAAAAUAAUGGCUACCAAGUGACACCACCCGCUGUUCCACCUAUGCCCGUUGAUGGUGGAAUCAGUGACCCUUCCUCUCUCAAGCCCAAACGUCGGUCCGUACAUGGCUUUUUCCGUAACAAGUCGUAA